AUGUCCUUCGCGAAAUUUGAGCUGGACAACCGAAUCGAGCAGGCAAUCGCCCAGCUCGGUUACACAGAACCCACACCCAUCCAAGAAACAAGUAUUCCAUUGGCUCUGAAAGAGAAGAAGGAUAUCGUCGCCAAGGCCAGAACCGGUAGCGGGAAAACUGCUGCCUACCUUAUUCCUAUUCUUCAAAAUAUGCUCACGACCGCUCGCCCAGGAAACCGGUGCUUGAUUGUUGUUCCUAGCCGUGAGCUCGCCGAUCAAGUUGUUCGAGUUUUGAGCGGGCUCACUAUGUUCUGUUCUCGUCAAAUUUCAUACGCUAAUGUCGCCCAACAGGUGGCAGACAAAGUGAAAGCGACUCUGCUGGCAGACUCGCCGAGUAUUAUCGUAGCCACGCCUUCCAGUGCACGCGCUCAGAUCGAGGCUGGUCAUAUCGACACUGAGGGUAUUGAGUUUGUCGUGUUUGAUGAGGCAGACUUACUCGUCUCGUACGGCUAUGAAGAGGACCUUGAAGUCUUGAAAAAUCGCCUGCCUGAACACGCUCAAAGCUGGCUCAUGAGCGCCACGUUAGGUGAUGACGUUGAAAAUCUCAAGAAAUGGUUCUGUCGUAUGCCGGUGACCCUAAAGCUUCAAGAUACUUCAUCGCAAGACCAGCUUCUGCAAUACUAUGUGAAAACCGGGGAACUCGACAAGUUCCUUCUGGCCUAUGUCAUUUUCAAGUUAAAUCUCAUCAAGGGUAAGACCAUCAUUUUCGUCAAUGACACCGACCGCUGUUAUCGGCUCAAACUGUUCUUUGAGCAGUUCGGCAUCAAGUCAUGCGUUCUCAAUUCUGAGCUCCCUGUUGCAUCUCGACUGCACAUUGUUCAAGAAUUCAACCGUAAUGUUUACAAUCUACUGAUUGCCACUGACGAAUCGCACGAGUCUGAUGCUGAUCAGGAAGCUAAUACUACCCAACAAGCAGCCAAGGACGGAGACUACGGUGUGAGCCGUGGCGUCGAUUUCAAAAAUGUCGCCUGUGUCGUGAAUUUCGACCUCCCAACAUCUUCAAAAGCCUAUACUCACCGAAUUGGCCGCACGGCUCGCGCCAACAGAGCCGGCAUGGCCUUGUCCUUCGUAGUACCCAGGGAAGAGUUUGGCAAGCAUAAAGUUGCAACCACACCCACAUCUCGUAGAGAUGAAAAAAUAUUGGACCGUAUUAUGAGUGCUCAGACUAAGAUGGGAAACCAAGUCAGCCCCUACCAGUUUGAUAUGAAACAGGUCGAGAGCUUCCGGUACCGUAUGGAGGAUGCAUUCCGGGCAGUCACGAGAGUUGCCGUGCGUGAAGCUCGGGUUAAAGAAAUCAAAAACGAAAUUCUUGCCAGUGACAAGCUCCAGCGUCAUUUUGAGGAAAACCCCGACGAUUUGGCAGCUCUUCGUCACGACAAAGAGCUGCACCCGGCUCGGGUUCAGACCCAGCUCAAGCGGGUCCCAGAUUAUUUGCUGCCUGCUAGCGCACGGGUCACCAAGCCUUUGUUUGUUCAACAACGUAUCCCCUUCCACAAACAACGCCGUGGCAAGAAACUGGAUAGAAAGAAGGGUCGCAAAGGUAAAGAUCCUCUGAAAAGUUUCGGUCGUUAG
Wickerhamiella sorbophila is the source of this 1611-nucleotide messenger RNA. RefSeq names its product ATP-dependent RNA helicase DBP9. Gene Ontology annotation, cellular component: nucleolus. The transcript has a single exon. NCBI's taxonomy places the organism in Eukaryota, Fungi, Ascomycota, Dipodascomycetes, Dipodascales, Trichomonascaceae. Gene Ontology annotation, molecular function: nucleic acid binding; RNA helicase activity; ATP binding. The record is from RefSeq and is a predicted model, not a curated record. Bases 1 to 1611 code for a protein of 536 amino acids.